AAGCGUUUCUGCUUUCUUAUCCUGUCUAUCCAAUUGAUAGUUUCUACUUUUUCUUCGCUAUUUGCACAAGUGCACACACACUUACACACAGACACACGCACAUACACAAACACAUAUACACACACAAACACGCGCACGAACAUGCACACAUACGACUAACAAAAUAGAGUCUAUAUCAAUAAUAGAUAAAUCACUUCAAAAUCAUAAUCAUGUCUAUUACACGACAUAUUUUCAAUUUCGCUCUAUCAUCCAUGUCUCUACGGAGCGUUGGCCGUUUGAUAAUGUUACUUUUCAUAGCCUCCAUAGUAUCACAGCACAAGCCAAUGUUAUGUUCAGCUAUUGUAGCAUGUCGACCAAUUCUACCUUGUAGGAAAUGUGAAACGCACUGGUUAAAGAAUUAUUGGAAUCCAAGCCGAUAUUUUCUCUGUCUGAACGGACGAGUAUAUAAGGGACUUUGUAGAGAUGCUAAUAUAUUUUCAUUAACACUAAAAUGCUGUAUACGCUCCUGGCAAUUAGAAUGGCAAGGCUGUGUUACAAAAGAAAUUGAUUACAAACCAACGAUUACCACUACUCCGAGUAUACCUCUAAACUACACAGGAGUCUGCGGUGACCAAAUUCUUGCUCACAUCGUUCCUGCUUAUCCUUCCUUACCCGGGUCGUGGCCGUGGCAAGUUAGCAUCCAAUGGUUCAACGAUUUUGGUGUCUAUGAACAUAUCUGCGGUGGAACACUCAUUACUGACCAAUGGAUCCUAACAGCAAGUCAUUGUGUAACUGAUUAUAAAAUCGCAGAUCUUCGAAUUGUCCUUGGUGCUUACAAUUUUUCGAAUCCAUUGUCAUCCGAAAUCGAGAGAAGAGUAAAAGAAAGUUUCAUCCAUCCGCAAUACAGUCGUGAAAUUAAUCGGCCUAAUGAUAUUGCCUUGAUAAAAAUGGUUACCAGAGUAAAAAUGAACUGGAAGAUACAUCCUGUGUGCUUGAUAAAUUACGAGAAACCUAACUGGAUCACUGACUAUUCUGAUUGCUGGAUUACUGGAUGGGGUGAUACAAGACACACUGGUGACCCGAAUGUGUUAAAUGAAUUGAAAGUAACCAUCACCGACAGGAACUCCUGUAAUUCAAGUUGGCAAGGAUUAAUUCUAUCCAGUCAUAUCUGUAUCGGAAAUGGUGUGACUGGAGCAUGCGCUGUAAGUAAGAUAAUGCAUUGCCUUCAUUUGACUUCGUUCUUUCUUGUUCAGCCAACAAUCCGUAUCUGUCCCUCAAAGGAAAUCAUUCGCAAUUAG
This is a messenger RNA of Octopus bimaculoides (California two-spot octopus), 1277 nucleotides long. RefSeq names its product elastase-1. NCBI's taxonomy places the organism in Eukaryota, Metazoa, Mollusca, Cephalopoda, Octopoda, Octopodidae. Gene Ontology annotation, molecular function: chitin binding; serine-type endopeptidase activity. Gene Ontology annotation, biological process: proteolysis. The record is from RefSeq and is a predicted model, not a curated record.